This is a messenger RNA of Drosophila takahashii, 1076 nucleotides long. It is a transcript of the gene Adf1, whose product is annotated as Adh transcription factor 1. Lineage: Eukaryota; Metazoa; Arthropoda; Insecta; Diptera; Drosophilidae. Gene Ontology annotation, biological process: regulation of transcription by RNA polymerase II. Gene Ontology annotation, cellular component: nucleus; transcription regulator complex. Gene Ontology annotation, molecular function: DNA binding. The record is from RefSeq and is a predicted model, not a curated record.
UCCCAUCUGGCAACACUGCGCUGGCAGAGACGCGACUGAGACGUACCGUUGGCAGAGAACCAGAGAGCAGAGACGCGACUGCGAAAUAAAGUUAAAACGUCGACGUUCCUUCCUCGCAGAAGAAACCAAUCAAAAUAAAAACAAACACAGCGUGCGUUCGCGCCAAAUACCUAACAACAAUUAGCAAGCGAAAGAAGCAAAUGCACACCCUCACGGCGGCCAUUGAGAUGGACAAGCUGGAUGCCAAUCUUGAGCAGCAGUUUGAUCUCAAUCUCAUAGAGGCUGUCAAGCUGAACCCAGUGAUAUACGACAGGUCGCACUACAAUUACAAGCACUUUGUGCGCAAGGCCCAGACCUGGAAACAAAUUGCCGAAACUCUCGGUGUGCCUGAACAAAAAUGUACCAAACGCUGGAAGAGCCUGCGCGACAAGUUCGCUCGCGAGAUGAAACUGUGCCAGGAAUCGCGCUGGCGCUACUUCAAGCAGAUGCAAUUCCUGGUUGACUCCAUCCGGCAGUACCGAGAGUCGCUGCUCGGCAAGUGCGCCAAUGGCAGUCAAAACGCCAGCCAGGUGGCCGAUCCGCAGCAGCAGCAGGCCCAGCAACAGACCGUCGUGGACAUAUUCGCACAGCCCUUCAACGGGAGCGCCACAACCUCGGCCCAGGCCCUGACCCAUCCGCACGAAAUCACCGUCACCAGCGACGCACAGCUGGCGACUGCCGUGGGCAAGGAACAGAAGCCAUAUUUCUACGAGCCGCCGCUCAAGCGGGAGCGCAGCGAGGAGGAGCACAGCGACAACAUGCUCAACACCAUCAAGAUUUUCCAGAACAACGUCUCCCAGGCGGUCAGCGCCGAGGACCAGUCGUUCGGCAUGGUCGUCACGGACAUGCUCAACACGCUGGGCGUGCGGCAAAAGGCCGAGGCCAAGGUGCACAUCAUCAAGUAUCUGACGGACAUGCAGCUGUUGGCGCAGCACAACAAGUACUAACUGUCGGGCGGCUGUCACCGGCAGCUGCUGCAGCUGCUCCAACUGGAGAGCGUUCUGCCCUGAGAUCAAACGAAAGCGGACCUACGGCCU